AUGGGUUCCUGGUUAAGGUUUUUCGCAGUAUUACAACGAAUCGAACACACAAGCAAGGUUGCGUUCUUCGGAAUCGCCGUCUCGACCAUCGCCACCCUCACCGCCAUCGUUGCUGUGCCAAUGCUCUACAACUACAUGCAACACGUUCAGUCUCAACUCCAGGCCGAGGUUGAGUUCUGCACCCACCGAUCUAACGGACUCUGGGAUGAGUACAGCAGAUUCGAGGGAUUGACCGGAGUUGCUGGACGCAUCAAGCGUGACGCCUAUCACAGACGCGCCGCUGGAGUCAGCGGAAUCCACAGAAAGAUCCGCAGACAAUCGUACGGAGGAGACGCCGGAGUCGGAGGAUUCCAAGGAUCUGCCGGAGGAAGCUGCUGCUCGUGCGGAGUCGGAGCCGCUGGACCAGCUGGAGCCCCAGGACAAGACGGAGCCCCAGGAAACGACGGACAGCCAGGAGCCCCAGGACAGCCAGGACAAGACGCCACCGAGGACCAGACCGCUGGACCAGACAGCUUCUGCUUCGACUGCCCAGCCGGACCACCAGGACCAGCCGGACCAGCUGGACCAAAGGGACCAUCAGGAAACCCAGGAGCCCCAGGACAAUCCGGAGGAAACGCUCUUCCAGGACCACCAGGACCACCAGGACCACAGGGACCACCAGGACAGCCAGGACAUCCAGGAAACGCCGGAGCCCCAGGAGCCCCAGGAUAG
Messenger RNA from Caenorhabditis bovis, 711 nucleotides. Lineage: Eukaryota; Metazoa; Nematoda; Chromadorea; Rhabditida; Rhabditidae. The record is from the annotation of a GenBank genome assembly.